Chelmon rostratus (copperband butterflyfish) is the source of this 2843-nucleotide messenger RNA. It is a transcript of the gene mrs2, whose product is annotated as magnesium transporter MRS2. Lineage: Eukaryota; Metazoa; Chordata; Actinopteri; Chaetodontiformes; Chaetodontidae. Gene Ontology annotation, biological process: mitochondrial magnesium ion transmembrane transport. The transcript has 13 exons. Bases 145 to 1563 code for a protein of 472 amino acids. The record is from RefSeq and is a predicted model, not a curated record. Gene Ontology annotation, molecular function: magnesium ion transmembrane transporter activity. Gene Ontology annotation, cellular component: mitochondrial inner membrane.
GUCAUCCUGUUAGCUAGGUCCUUCCAACAUGCAAUCCUGAACGCUAACAACCUGUUUUCGGACUAAAACACAGGUUAAUGUGUUGAUUCAGGAGAGUCUCUAGCCAGCGACAGCAGUGGUGGAUAUCAGCCCUUUAAAGUCAGUAUGGCGGUGAAACUACACAGGGUGCUGCUGGCUGGCUGUAUGAGCUGCACAAGGAUGUAUCUGCCAAGUAGUGGGAACAUUUAUUCAAAGCGGCUUCUAAGUCCUUUCUCCGCAAGAGUGGGUGGGACUCGAACCCUCAUCAUUUGUACUGCUCGUACAGUACUCUGCCCACCGAAGUACACUGUGCCACUGGGAAAUAGAAAACUUGGACUGUGCAGCAGGAGCUGUAAUGAUGGUUCAAGAGCACUCUGCAGUCAAACAGCGCCUGUGUCAAGAUGUCAGCACAGAAGGUCUCAGUCUGCUGCAGAGAGAAAGGAGAACCUGCUGUCAGGAGCUGCAACAUGGCCUGUGUGCUUUGUCCGCCGCAGAGGGACAGAUGCCACUGUUUCCAGUGUGCCUCCAGCUUUUGUAGUGAUGAAGUUUGACCAAGAAGGAAAUGUAACAUCAUUUGAGAAGAAGAAAACAGAGCUGUGCCAGGAGCUAAGUCUUCAGGCCCGAGACCUUCGCUUUCAGCACAGCACCAGCCUCACUGCGAGAAACAACUGCAUUAUCAUACGAAUGGAGUCUUUGAAAGCCAUCGUGACCCUGCAGUCCCUGUUGGUUUUGGAUUUUCGUGGUCUUGGGUUGGAACGUUGGUUGGUACUGGACCUGGCCUCUCAGCUAGCAGCGCAGACACACUCUCUGCCCUUUGAGUUCAGAGCACUAGAGGCCAUACUGCAGCACAGGGUUAAUAAUCUACAAGCUCGGCUGAAUGAUGUCGAACCAGUAAUACUGGACACAUUGGAAUCCCUUGUAGAUCCAAAAAUCCUCUCUGCUGACAGAAGUAAACUACAUAUACUGCUGCAGAACAGCAAGAGCUUAUCAGAGUUGGAGACGGACAUCAAAGUUUUUAAGGAUUCCUUGCUGAAGAUUUUGGAUGAGGAUGAGAUCAUUGAAGAAUUUUGUCUGACCAAGUGGACAGAUCCAAGAGUUUUUGAGGAGAGCAGUUUGGGUAUUGACCACGCUGAGGAGAUGGAACUGUUACUGGAGAAUUACUACAUGCAGGCUGAGGAGCUGGGGAACAAGGCCAGAGAGCUGAAAGGACUCAUAGACGACUCAGAGAGCGUCAUCUUCAUCAAUCUGGACAGCCAUCGUAACGUGAUGAUGCGCCUGAACCUGCAGCUGACGAUGGGUUCCUUCUCCCUCUCCUUAUUUGGUCUGAUUGGAGUGGCCUUUGGAAUGAAUUUGACGUCGUCCUUCGAAGAAGACCCUCGUAUUUUCUGGCUGGUAACAGGCUUCAUGUUCUUGGGCAGUGGGCUGAUAUGGAGACGCCUGCUGUCUUUUCUGGGGCGACAUCUGGAGCCUUCAAUACCCCCACUAAUCCCUCCAGUUUGGAAGAGAAAUCAGAAAACAUCAGACAUCAAGGCAGGAGUCAGAUGAUGUUCUACCUCCGCUCUGUAAAAUGCCACAGACCUCCCACAGACUCUGCAGCUUCAAUGGCGAUUGUUUUUCGCACCCUGGACCUCCUGAAUUCUCUUUAAAGCCUGGAGAUUAUUUUAUUUCUUGACACACCUCGUUGUUUUACUCCCCCGUGCCUACAGCAGAGUUUAAGGCUCCAUCCAAAUGUCAAGAGACUCCAUGUGUGCUUCUGUUUCCCCAUCAUUGUACUUCUCGUACUAUGUUGGAGUUAUCCCAGACACUUGGCUAGAUAUCUUCAUUUAUGCUCUGCCAUCACAGGUUUUUGAGCAGCGGACAGAUGUGUGGGCGAGUGGCAGUACUGGAACUGAAUCUACAUGCCACCUACAUGCAAUUGUAGGUUCCCUCACUUCAUAGGUGAAAACUGUGUUAAAUGGACUAAAUCCUGUUAAUUUAAAUAGAUGUGAACCAAAUGAAUGUGUAAAGUCUAUUGUUAAGGUUUAAAAAUGUGUUAUUUCCCUUAUCAUCUGUAUGUAAGUCAGACUUUGCAUUUGUUAAGAUGAGUAGUUGCCAUUAGUUAGUCAAAAAAGGCCUUUUUAAAUUCCUGAAACAUUAACUGUUCUGAAAAAGAGGCAUUUAUUAGAAAACAAUGUGGAAUCUGUUAACACAACUGAUUUAAAGUGACUCUGAAGGAACGAUGGUAGAGCUGCAUCUGCCAUUUUCCCUCAGUGUUAAAAAAUGGUUUUGCCAGUUUAGUUUGGUUUGAUAGUGUGUCUCACUUUGUUACCGUGAGUGUCUGGAAUUGACAUUUGUCCAAAAAUUAAAGGGUCAUGAUACAUGAGGAACUUUUCCCUUUAAAGCUGUUAUUGACUUUGUCGUGUUCCUGUUUGCAUGGAAGCGUAUUAGUAUUCUACAUGUUAAAGGUGGAUCCUUGAUGAAACUAUGUAAAAACCUCAUACCAAAGGAAAGUUUUGUCAGUGUUGUAUAGCUACAUAUUACACACCCAUGCCUUACAGCAGUGGUUUCCAACCUGGGUUUCAGGGUAGCCUCAAGAGGCCUUAUAAUUUAGCGGGUUCUUGAGGUGAUUAACAGCAAUUUGAUAAUUUUACAUCUUUGCCGGAAUUGGUCAAAACUGACAUAUGCAGCAGGUGACAAGGGAUCACCAUUAGAUUUGGCUUCAUUUUCAGGGGUCACAAGCCAAACAUGUUGGAAAACACUGCCUUAACAGAACUGUAUUUUUCCAAAUCCUUCCAUUUUUUUGACUGUUGAAUCCCUGUCUUAUUUAAUGCCUAUAAAAAGAUAUU